Camelina sativa (false flax) is the source of this 1529-nucleotide messenger RNA. Its product is annotated as protein BPS1, chloroplastic. NCBI's taxonomy places the organism in Eukaryota, Viridiplantae, Streptophyta, Magnoliopsida, Brassicales, Brassicaceae. The record is from RefSeq and is a predicted model, not a curated record.
AUAGUGACAAAUGUCAACGACUGCGUGACAAUUAAGACAUCCUAAAUCCCUAACUGUAUAUGUUUGUCUGUAUUCUUAGUCAGUGCCGCGUAGCAAGUCCUUUACAACUAGCAGUAGCAAAACCAACGCGGAAGGGAGUUAAAGUUGUUGUUGUUGAUUGCGUUGAUCUGCAGAACACGGCAAGUUUAGUUGAUUUUGAUUCCGUCCUCCUAUAAGAACGCGUUUCAAGUCUCUACAUUUCCUCGACAGUUCGAAUCCCUAUUAUAUACUUCUACUCGCCCACCCAUUGAAGUAAGCGGUAACAUAGCCGAAGAGACUCUCUCUUUAGGUAAUAUGAGCCAAAAUUGUAAACAAGAUCCUUCUCUCCGGUUCUUCCGCUUAAAAAACCCGUUCAAGAUUCUGUUUAAGAAGACCAACGAUGCUGGAUUAUCGCCAAAGCUUCUCUCGCUGUUGAACAAUUUCGAGACAAACUUGACGGUAUCGAUUAGACAACUUAUACCAAAGGAUAAGAAUGAUAUCGUUAGCGUUUCUUGGAUGAUACAAGCCAUGGAGUCUCUUUGCGAGACACACAAGAGUAUCAGGUCACUCGUGAAGGGUCUGGAGCUUUCUGUAUCUGACUUGGAGGAAAAUCUGAUUUAUAUAUACUCUGACAUUAGCUUGAAGCUGCUUGAACUAUGCAACGCCUUCACCUCAGAGCUCGAUCGUCUCAACCAUGGAAACCUAUUGCUCAAGUUCGCUUUUAGUAAGCUCGAGACAAAGGAACUCCAGUUAUCGUACAUGGACAGUUGGAAUCAGCACAUGGUCUCCAAGAACCCGAGAAUCCAAAACUGCGGAGCUGUUUUGACUAGGCUUGUUGAAUCGAUGGAUCAUCAACAUCAUCUAUCCAAGAAGGCUAAGAAGAAACACUCUGUGAAAGCUAAAGUCCUCUUACGAGCUCUAUACGGUGUAAAGGUCAAGACUUUAUACAUAUUCAGCGUGUUUGCUGCAGCGUUUUCAGGUUCUUCCAAGAACCUAUUCUAUCUAAGAGUUUCAAAGGAGAUGGAGGAGCUUCCAUGGGCACAAGCUUUCAUGGAAUUGCAGAACGAGGUUAACCCGGAGAUCAAAAACACACCCUUAUCAGACAAAUUCACGGUUAUUAAAGAUCUCGAGGCUGUUGAAACCAGUGUGAAGAAGUUAAACACGGCGGUACAAGAAGGGUCGGUUCCUAAUAUUUUGUUGUUGGAGCAAUUGAAGAAGUCAGUGAUAGAGCUUUCGGAAAAGUUUGAUCUUGUCUCCAAGGAAACAGGUUGCUUGUCGAAGAUUGUGAUCUCUGCUCGAGACGCAUUGUUCGAGAGUCUCUGGAAGAAAUAUGCAGAAGAGUUGGGAGUGACAUUGCCAAUGAUGAUUAGAAGUGUCAAAACUUGAUUUGUGAAUAGAAGAAAUAUGUAAUUAUGUUAUGAUGUUUAAUAACAAAUGCAAGUGAAAAAUGAGUUUUUAAUUACUAAUGAAUUGUAAUUACUUAAUAAUUAAAUUUAAAGGUUUACUGAUGA